Messenger RNA from Debaryomyces fabryi, 1161 nucleotides. Its product is annotated as TauD/TfdA dioxygenase family protein. Lineage: Eukaryota; Fungi; Ascomycota; Pichiomycetes; Serinales; Debaryomycetaceae. Gene Ontology annotation, cellular component: cytoplasm. The transcript has a single exon. The record is from RefSeq and is a predicted model, not a curated record. Gene Ontology annotation, molecular function: sulfonate dioxygenase activity. Gene Ontology annotation, biological process: sulfur compound catabolic process. The coding region runs from base 1 to 1161 and encodes 386 amino acids.
AUGUCAAAAUCAGGAAACUUAUUCGGAAACUUCGAUAUUCAUUUCGUUGAAGGUACAGACGAAAUUGACGAUGAUGGUACAUUAGUUAUCAACAAGUUAAACAGAGAUCAACUGGAAUACCCUGAGUUUUUGCCAACUUGGGACCCAAGACAAAAAUAUGGACCAUUGAAAUUUUUCAAACACUUGGAUCCAGGUGCUAGAGCUGACAAAUCGUUACAAAACUUAUUUCCAAAAGACUCGGACCACGUCCAUAAAAGAAUUACACCUAAAUUGGGAUCAGAAAUCACUGGUAUCCAAUUGUCACAGUUAGACGAUAAAGGAAAGGACGAAUUAGCCUUGUUCGUCGCGCAAAGAGGUGUUGUUGUCUUUAGGGAACAAGAUUUCGCAACCAAAGGUCCAAAGUUUGCUACUGAAUAUGGUAGCCAUUUUGGACGUUUGCACAUUCACCCAACUUCUGGUGCUCCAAAAGACCAUCCAGAAUUGCAUAUUACUUACCGUCGUGCUGAUGAAGGUGAAUUCAACCGUGUCUUCUCCAAUAGAUUAAAUUCUAUCGGAUGGCAUUCAGAUGUUUCAUACGAAUUGCAACCUCCAGGUACUACAUUCUUCACUGUUUUACAAGGACCAGAUGCUGGUGGUGACACCAUUUUUGCUGAUGUUGUUGAAGCUUACAACCGUUUAUCUCCAGAAUUCAAAGAGAGACUUGCUGGUUUACAUGUUUUACACACUUCCGAGGAUCAAGCAAGCAAUUCCCGUACACAGGGUGGUAUCGAGAGAAGAAAGCCAGUUUCAAAUAUUCAUCCAUUGAUUAGACAACAUCCAGCUACUGGUGAUAAAUUCAUAUACUUGAAUCGUCCAUUCUCCAGAAGAAUUGUUGAAUUGAAGGAAGACGAAUCUGACUAUUUACUUAACUUUUUAUACCAACAUAUUGAAUCUGCUCACGAUUUACAAAUGAGAGCUAAGUGGGAACCAAACUCCGUUGUUGUCUGGGAUAACAGAAGAGUUGUUCACUCUGCAGUUAUUGACUGGGAUACUCCUGUCUCUAGACAUGCCUUCAGGAUCACCCCACAAGCUGAAAGACCAGUUGAAGAUUUGAAAGACUUGAACAAGGAAGAAUACGAUGUCGGUGACGUUGCUGAAGCUUUAGAUAAGCUUUUAAAAUAA